Trichoderma breve is the source of this 1524-nucleotide messenger RNA. Its product is annotated as amidase domain-containing protein. Lineage: Eukaryota; Fungi; Ascomycota; Sordariomycetes; Hypocreales; Hypocreaceae. The transcript is spliced from 10 exons. The coding region runs from base 1 to 1524 and encodes 507 amino acids. The record is from RefSeq and is a predicted model, not a curated record.
AUGACUGACAUCAACGUUCUCACCGUCACCGCAUCUGAGCUUGAAACCAAGCUCAAUGACAAUUCCAUCACCAGCAGGCAACUAGUCAAGCUCUACCUCAGCCAAAUAGCCAAAUACAACGGAUAUCUAAAAGCUGUCAUUGCCGUUGCGCCGGAAGAGCUUCUGGACAAGACAGCAGCUGGGCUUGAUGCGGAACGAGCUGCAGGCAACGUUCGUGGGCCGCUACAUGGCAUUCCGAUUCUUCUCAAAGACAACAUAGCCACCGUCCCGAAGCUAGGAUUGCCCACCACCGGCGGCAGUCUUGCACUUGUCGGUUCCAGACCGAGGAAGAAUGCAGAAAUCGUUAACCAGCUCAUAGAUGCUGGCGUCAUCAUCAUUGGCAAAGCAAACUUAUCUGAGUGGUCUUGGUAUAGGUCGAAUAUGGCGAGUUUGGGGUGGUCUGCUGUGGGUGGCCAGACGCAGUCUGCAUAUGUCCGGGGUGGCCUUCGCGAGGAUGAUUCCAUUGGCGGUCACAGCAGCCCUGGAGGUUCCUCCACCGGUUCUGCUGUCGCAGUCGCUGCUGGAUUCUCGCCCAUUGCCGUCGGAGCCGACACCAUGGGCUCCCUCAUCAUGCCCAGCGAUAGGUCUGCAUUGUAUACGAUUAAGCCUACCGUAAAGAUUGUGUCGCAAACUGGCAUCAUCCCCAUCACUCUUGAGUUGGAUUCCGCUGGUCCUAUGGCCAAAUCGGCCUUGGACCUCGCAAAUCUUCUUCAAAUCCUUGUAGAUCCGAGCAAGACGACGAUACCGGAAGGUGGAUACAAGAGCGCCGCGACUGGUUCAUGGGGCAACAUCCGGGUCGGCAUCUUGGAGCCUGAAAAAUGGCUUUUUGAUACGAAACUCGUCAAAUAUGAAGAACAGGCAACAAAUCAAAUGCUACGAGAGUGGAAACAGGCUUACGAGACGUUGAAGUCUGUAGUCAAAGUUGUAAAACCUGUAACUCUUAUUUCACUAGAGGAAUCAACCGAUAAUGGAAGAAUUAAAAUAUGGAACGCUUUCGACACAACGUUCAAGGAUCUCAUAAAAGAUUAUCUCUCGGGAGUUGACAACAGCAAAAUACAUUCACUUGAAGAUCUCAUCGAGUUUAAUAAAACCCAUGCAGACAAAGAACUUCCCCCUGGUGCGGAUAAUCAAGCAGCUCUCCUCAGAGCCGUGCAGGCAAAAAUGACCGAUGACGAGUAUAACGAUAUUAUGAACAGCGCUCGCGAGCUCUGUGGUAAGAAUGGAAUUGAUAAGACACUCGAGGAGAACGAUGUCGACAUCAUCAUCGGGCCCGGAGAUGGCCCAAUGUUUGGCAUUGCCCUCACAGCAGGUUACCCAGUUGCUACGGUGCCUCUUGAUUAUCUCGAGUUCAACGGGAGGCCCUUUGGCAUGCAAAUUGCGGCCAAAGCACACCAGGAAGCUCUGCUGAUUCAAGCCCAAAGCGCAUGGGAGGCGACUUUUCCGAAGCGCCAGCCGCCGCCACUACAUGAGAUCGCCCUCAAUUGA